This is a messenger RNA of Plodia interpunctella (Indianmeal moth), 7094 nucleotides long. RefSeq names its product Nuclear factor I (gene NfI). The coding region runs from base 55 to 1863 and encodes 602 amino acids. Gene Ontology annotation, cellular component: nucleus. NCBI's taxonomy places the organism in Eukaryota, Metazoa, Arthropoda, Insecta, Lepidoptera, Pyralidae. Gene Ontology annotation, molecular function: RNA polymerase II cis-regulatory region sequence-specific DNA binding; DNA-binding transcription factor activity, RNA polymerase II-specific. Gene Ontology annotation, biological process: regulation of transcription by RNA polymerase II. The transcript is spliced from 14 exons. The record is from RefSeq and is a predicted model, not a curated record.
CGGACGCGGGGCGCCGCGCAGCCCGCACGCGACAUGCGCGCUCUCUAGCGUAUUAUGUUCCUUCCCGACCUCCCGAGAGCCUGCAUGGUGGACGACGUAGCGACUUACCUCCAAGCGCCCUCCUCGGGACAGGACGAGUUCCAUCCAUUCAUAGAGGCCCUAAUGCCCUUUGUAAAGUCCUUUUCCUACACGUGGUUCAAUUUACAAGCGGCCAAACGGAAAUACUACAAAAAACAUGAGAAGCGCAUGAGUCUUGAGGAGGAACGGCAUACAAAAUAUGAGUUACAGAACGAAAAGGCGGAAGUGAAACAGAAAUGGGCGUCAAGGCUUCUAGGCAAGCUCCGCAAAGACAUCACUCAGGACUGUCGCGAGGACUUCGUAUUGAGCAUCACAGGCAAACGACCAGCCGUGUGCGUGCUCUCCAACCCGGACCAGAAGGGGAAGAUGAGGAGGAUAGACUGCCUUAGACAGGCUGACAAGGUGUGGCGGCUAGACCUAGUGAUGGUAAUCUUAUUCAAAGCCAUCCCACUAGAGAGUACAGAUGGCGAACGCCUAGAGAAACACCCUGAGUGCACCCAGCCUGGUCUCUGCGUCAACCCGUACCACAUCAACGUCUCUGUCAGGGAGCUGGACCUGUAUCUCGCUAAUUUCAUCAACAGCUAUGGUAAUGGGAGCGACGGUCUGCCAGAUAUCCUAAGCGGGUCGCUCUCACCUCACACUCCUAGAGAGAAAGAGAACGAACACGAGGCAAAGAACAAAGGCUAUAGCCACAAUCCGUACAAUGGAGUAAUAUGCAACGAUAUUAUUUUAGCAACUGGUGUCUUCUCUUCGAAGGAACUAUGGAAGUUGUCUAAAGCGUCAAUCCUCCAAGAAACGGGGUCGGAGUCGCCGAGCGGGUCGGGAGGGGGCAUCAAGCUGGAGUCCGGGUAUUACUGCACGGGAUACAACAGCCCCGCGCCCCCCACCUUCGACCCCCCCGCGGAAAGGGCCACCCCCUCAGCCAUGCUUGUUGGACAGUGCUUUAGCAUCCCACACAGUUCAGCCGGGCUGACAGCAGCGCAGGCGCCACUUGUACCUUCAAAUACCAUUUUUUACCAGCAUCCACCACCCACCGACACACAUCCUACGGCAACCGAAGCGUUAAGUCAGCACACGACAGCGAAGUACGACGGCGCGCCUCAGGACUCUCUCGGUGACUUCGUUACGUUUGUGUGUCAGGAACCGACGGAAGUUCAGCAACUACAGGUCCACAGUCUAUCUAGAAGUCCAAAGCCUUACUUCAGCAGUUCAAUGUUGCCGCCGCCGCCUCUACCGCCGAUGGCCAGACCUGUGGCUAUCAUCAGAUCUACAGUAUUCAAUGAAGAAUAUUUUGCAGCGAGUGAGAUGAGUGGUGGUUGUGGGUCACCGUCGUCUCCGGAGGUCAGGUCUCCCCCCACGUCUCCCAGACGUCGCUCGCCGCAUUACAGGACGGAAUGUCAUCCGCCUAUCUCACACUUCAAUCACUUCCAUUCACAACCACAGCAGGUGUUCAGUUACGGGUCGUUAGGCGGCGUGGGCCUGGGCGGGGGCGUGAGCGGCGUCGGGGCGGGCGGCGGCGGCGUGUCUCCUCCUGGCGGCCUGGGGCUGUAUGCGCCAAGGGCUUCUACUAGGGCACCACCUAGAUGGAACGCGCCAUUCCCUACCCUAGAAGACGAAUUCAAUAUAAUGGCGACACCGGCGGGACCCGACCACGUGGUCUUACUGGAUGAUGAACGUUUCUUUCAAUCGAGCGUGAUCACCUCGGAAGCGACGGCCAUGGAGACGAGCGCGGUGGCGGGCGCGGACCCGGAGCAGCUCGCGCCGGACAAGCGCGCGCCGCCGUGAUGCGCGCGCGCGCCGCCCGCCGCCGCGCUCUCGCGGUGGACGCCGGCGCCCCCUCCGCACUGGAGGCCGGUCAGCCAUCGCACCUAGAAUUGUGCAUACAUCGGAUGGCAUUUUCAGGAAUUAUCUUUGAUUUAGAGACGCUACAGAAUCGAGGCGGACGAUUUCGCCACCCUACGUAGUAAGAGUUUUGUAUACGUUCCUUUGGAACUUUCAAGAUGAAAUUUGACUCGGCCCUAAUAUUUGUUUUGACACUGAUUAUGAUAAUUUAAUAUACAUUAUGAAGGGUUAAAUUUUCAUGGUUUAUUACUGAUCUGAUAAAAGACGGGGAUUUUUCUUCAUAGAUGAUUGGCUGGCUUAGGAUGGAAUUAAAAAUGUCGAGACAGAAAAGUACAAUGAAGUUGAAUAAGAAAUCAUUGAAAAUGUUAAGUCUUGAAUAUUUAUUUUUCAGUUUAGUGAAAUAAAAAAAUACAAGUUUUGAACAUCUAACUCCACUCCUAUUUUUAUGUUCGUAACAAUGUUUUAUGUUCGUUUCGGCUGCUACGAAUUGGGAAUUAGUGUAAAUAUUUAAUUUAUUUAAUAGUGACGUGACAGAGGUUGUAGUUGAAAUUUAGAUUUUACAAUUUGGCGCCAUAUUGACUGUCUAUAGCUGUCAGUGUGACAUUCGCAAUUGUUUAUGUGACCUUGUUGCGGCGGCGUUAAAAUUUUACUAGUUAACACGCCAUCUGUUGGUGAAAACUUGUACUACACUGACAACAACAGACGCUCAAUAUAGUUUUCGUAAAUACUCAAUAAGGCGAUAACAAAAUACAAUACUCCAACGAUAAUUAUGUAAAAAUAAAGCUACUAAAAUAAAAAAUAACGAUUAUUAUAUUCUAAUAUUUUUAUAGAAUAUAAAACAAGUAUGAUAUGAUCAAGCCUUCCAGUAAUUUAGUGAAUUAAAAAUGUAAAUGAACAGCUUAUAAAAUAUUGUUUUGCUGAGCUGUCAGACAGUUAGAAGCUGAUGGAAAAAUAAAAAAUGCUUCCAAUACUAGCGUCAAAUAUGUUUUAUUGACGAAAGUGUGAUAUUAUAAGUUGUUUUUGUUUCAUUGUUGUGUGUUUUGUAUUGAAAAGAAAAUAGAUUAAGUAAUAGAUUACAUUUUUUUUAAUUUAUUGAAUGAAUAUUUAAGAAAGACGAGCCUUGCUUAUGAUAUAGUUUAGUUAUAUAAAUUAGUAGCUCAUGAUUAUAUUUUCGAUUCGAGACUUUCAACAGUGUAAAACCAAGCAUAGAAAAAUUCAAAUAGCAAACACUUUUAUAUACUUUGUUGUAUUUUAUGAAAUUUAUACUAAAAGAAACAUGGAACCACGAAGUUCAAAGUAAUAUCCUAAUAUGAAUCCUAAAAAAAUAAUGUAAAUCCUUCAAAAUAUAAAUCUUCUGAGUAUUUGAUUUUUACAAAAAAAUAGAAAUAUACCUAAGUACUUAAGUUUAUUAGUUAGGAAGAUUUAUAAUUUCGUAAAAAUGAUCUCAUGCAGAUAUCUUUGAACUAUGUCAAAAUUAUUUCGAAUCGAAAAUAAUAAUACAAGAAUUAAGUAGUUCGACAAUCGUCGGGGGACAGUUUAUAGGUGCCUUUCAUAAAAUCGUAAAAUAAUUGAUAGGAUCUUGUAAAUUGUAGUCAUUUUAAUAAAUCCAUCCGCUCAUACCUAUAAAUAACACGGACAAGUCAUAAUAACAUUUUAUAUUAUAAGUUAUUUUUUCUGUAGUCGAAGAUUUAAGAUAAAUAUAAUUUUUCAUUCAUUUCAAAUUAACAUUUGACAGUGAAUGAAAAUUAAGAUGGAAAAUUUAGACUUUCAGAAGAUUAUUUUGGCAAAUAUUAAUCUUGGGCUACAGAUCAAAAUAAAAUGCACUUUAUUCUUAUAAUCUAUUGAUUUCAAUAAUUAUAUUUUUUAUUUAACUGUCACAUUUCACAGUCAAUUUUUAUUUGUAACACUGAGGCCAUACGAGAAGAACUAGUCAUUAGUGUAACAUGUAUUUAAAGUUAAUAUUACUUAAAAUAAAACAAAUAUUUACAAUUAUAGUACCUCUUACAUUUAUUGGUAAGGGGGCAAACCUAAAAUUGUGGCCAAAUUACACUUAAAGAAAUCCAAAUAUAUAUAUAUACGGUUUUAAUAGUUAUAGACUUAUAUAAGAGUGUCUCAGUUGACAGUUCGUAGGUUAUCUUUGAGCAAGACAGUGACAAUAGCUUCUCAGGUAUGAAGAGGCGUCUGUAGGUCCAGUAGCGCCAUCUUUUGUAAUAAGUUGCUUAUUGAAUUAAAAUAAUAAUGAAAAAUAAGUUGUUGUCGUUUUCUGCUAUUUGCUAAAAAUAUGAAGUACAUGGGUUGUCUGAACAUUACUAAAAUCUGAAUAUAAUUAUCAUAUUUAUUUUGGAUUCAUUAACUUUACAUGAAGGCGCUGCGGAGUACAACCUACACUCAUUAGUACCUAAAGAGUUGAACAGUCACUUAUAAAAUGUAUAUUCAUUCAUAUUUGUGUAGUUGCAAUAUCAUUUGAAAUUAUAUUAAAGCUUAUUUUUAUGUUUCUUAUAUUUUCAACAAAGUAAUUGAUUUGACGCCUUAAUACUUUUCUAAAGUUUAGAAAUAUAGUGAGGUAGGAAACGUAGCAAUAAUGAUGAGCAAUAAUAAAUUAAUGAAAAACAGCUUUAGUGAGGCUAGAAUUGGUACUGAAGUAGUGUCCCUUAAUCAUAACAGUCGACUUGCAAAAUAUUUUUUGUAUAGAAAAUGCUGGACAGACUGGGUUCUAUAUAUAAAAAUUGACUUAAAAAUUAGAAACAAGCGGUUUGGUACAAUUAAUAAAUAGCCAUUUCACAGAUAUAAAUAUUAUAUUAGAAUUAAUAACAGCUGAAAUAGUUCAACUAGGCAGAAAGACGAAAUUAGUCAAUUGCUAGCUAUAGACAUUAGAAGAUAUAAAACAAUUAGAUGAAUAAAAUAGUGAUGUCACAUAAGGCUUGUUGAUUAUUGAAUUCGGAACCUACACAACGUCGUCGUAUAAUACAAUCGGAGCGACGACGUAACCUUGUAAAGUGUUAAGGCAAUAUAAAUAUUGGAGACGAAUUUAAACGCUCAUUGGUGCCGAAAAUUCUAGACUGUGAUUCAAUUGUUCUUUCAGAACGUGUCUUAUAUUGAAAUAGUUGUUUUGUAUGAUUGGCAAUUGCACAGCUAGUGCUAAGGGAAGGAUGCUCUUGAGCAUAAUAAAAUGACAGACAGAUUCAUAUUGUAUAAAAUGCAUUUGUUAUAAUUAUGAUAAAAGUUCGUAUUUAAUGGACAAAGCAAUAAGUAUGCUAAAGGAGAUGUUUUUUUUUAAUGACAGCGUAGUUUCAGUAGACAUUUAGCUUGGCAAUAUUUUGUAUGUUAGUGGCAAUUACAAAACGUCGCAAGAACAGUUUUUCAAAUCCUGAACUGUGUUUAUGACGUGUUUGUAUGUCAAUGCAUUAGUUUUUUGAUUAGCAACCACUGUUACGAUAUGGAGUAAUAAUUGAAAGCCUAAACAUUAUGUGCCUUAGAUACAACAAUAUUGUAUGAUAUUUAUGAUGCGUUCUAUACAACGUGCUAAUUAGAAAUAAAGAUAAAUGUUAUUUUGAAUGCCUCAACUUUGAAUAAUUAUUCAUUGUUAGAAUUAUGUUCUGCAAAGGCUUGUCUACAAAUUUCUUAAUUUUGUCGAUUAAGUCAUCUUGUUAUGUAACUUGAAAAUUAUCCGAAUGAAAAACAAAUUACGAGUUUUAGCUCAAAAAUUAUUUGAAGCCCUUUGAAUUUUCCCUGCAUGUCCAUUGCUUUUGUCAAAUUUUCUAUACCUGGGCACCUAGCAGUCUGGAACUUAAUUUCGAAUCCAGAUAUGUAUUCUAUUAUAACCCUGAUCUAAUAAAUUAUUGUACGAUUAAGUAACGCUUUGGAGCGUAGUUUUGCUGAAAUUAUAAAUACUUCUACUAUAUUCUAUAAUUUUAGUACCUACAUUAUACCCAUUUAAGUAAUAUUGUAUACUUUACUGGCAUAUACCUUAAUCUACGACAUAUUUGAAUUAGGCACGCUUUUUAUUUGAAACGAAAAUAUGUAGAUUUUAUUCUCGCAUGGCUUUUUAAUAUUACCUAUAUUUCAACCCGCAUCUAUGAUUAUUGUAAAAUACUUACACUUACUUCAAUAUUUUAAAGUCAAUUGUUUAAAUUAUUUAAAAUUACAGAUUAUUGACAAUUAAUGAAUGAACAAAAAUCCGUCUUAACAUUAAUUUUGUGAAUUUCUGAAAUUGAAAUAACAUACAUACGUAAAUAGAAAAUAAUUAUAAGUAUAAUUAACCAAUAGAAAAUACUCCUAGUUAUGUAUUUCUUAGUUCAUCGUAUGUGCAAUUAUUAUUAACUGUUUUAGCGAAUUUAUUAAUUAUUUGUAGUAUAUUUGUGUCCAUGACCAUUCUGUCUGUAAAUAUGUUCCGGAGUGUGUAUUUAAAUUGUUUUAAUCUUUUAUAAUUUAACUAGAAAUUGAUUAAAAUUUUUCUCAUUUAAUGUCCUUCCGUGUUUUGAUAUUUUCCAUAGUUUUUCUACACAUUUAAUUUAUGUUCAAAACUGUGUUCAAGGAUCAAAUGAGCUAUUUGAAAAGUCUUUAAGCGCAAAACUACCGGAAAGUGCAUAAAAAAUUAGAUCAUUUGAUCCGCACAUUAUAAACUAAAGAUAGACUUGUAAAAAUGUUAUAACAUGUAUUUUUAACCUAUACAUAGUAAGAUAUUUAUAGAAUUUUAGUCGUUUAAUUAUUUCGAACGACUUGUUAUAAAGAAAAUUGGUGCUUAAAGCUUAAACAAAUAUGAAACGGCACGAUUAGUGUCGUGUGUGUAUUGUCAUGGAGUCGAGCAUUAUGACAUAGCAUGCGUUGUUAUGCUUGUAUGCGACGUCGAAUUGUUUAUACCAAACGUGAAUAUAAAUCGAACAUGGAUGAAAUGUUAAAGUUAUUUGUUUCGAAAUUAAAUAAAUUUACUAAUUUCGGCCGCUCGUGCAAGGUUAGCGCGGGCGGUAGUAAUAUGGAAACCUAAUAUAGCGUUAGACUUUUUUUUUUUUAACUAUUUAUGUGCCAUGUCCCAAAACUGGGACGAAAUUAAAUACAAAACAAAUGAACAAUUCAACGCGCAUAUGAAAGCAGUUAUAAUAAUGUAGGUAAACUUUGCUCAAUAUCGAUGAAAACUGAAAGUGUUACAGUUGAUGCAAUACAAACAAACAAACACA